Messenger RNA from Myotis myotis, 1940 nucleotides. It is a transcript of the gene EEF1AKMT1, whose product is annotated as EEF1A lysine methyltransferase 1. NCBI's taxonomy places the organism in Eukaryota, Metazoa, Chordata, Mammalia, Chiroptera, Vespertilionidae. The record is from RefSeq and is a predicted model, not a curated record. Bases 501 to 1145 code for a protein of 214 amino acids. Gene Ontology annotation, biological process: methylation. The transcript is spliced from 5 exons. Gene Ontology annotation, molecular function: protein-lysine N-methyltransferase activity; nucleic acid binding.
AGCAGCGAUGACGGGAGGUCGGUAGACUCCGUGGUUACACGGAGUGCAGAGGACAGGACAGGACUGGACGUUCAUGAUCAUAUCUCACAGGACACAAGUUGUACCUAUAUCUUAGUUUAAAAUACGUGAGUACAGCUUUAGGCGGUGGGCAAAUCCCGUAACGAAGACGGGAAGGAAGUGAACAGCGGGUACUUCGUAGGGCUAGUUGGAGGAGGGUUCUCCGUAGGUGACCAGAAAUCUGGGGAAGAAUCCGAGUUAAUGCUCUUUCCUCUGCACCCACCGCCUUCCCAGAGUCAUUUGCAGAGAAGGUGAAGAUUUUUGUUGUUGUUGAUCCUCACCAGAGGAUAUUUUUUUCCAUUGAUUUUAGAGAGUGGAAGGGAGGGAGGAGAGAGAGUGAGAGAUUGAGAGAAAAAGAAACAUUGAUAUGAGAGAAACACAUCCAUUGAUGCCUACUGGAGGGCGGAUUCAACCUGCAACCCAGAUUAUAGACAGUGUGUGAGAUGAGUGACUUGGAAGAUGACGAUGUCCCCCAGCUUUCUUCCCACGCCUUAGCAGCUCUCCAGGAAUUCUAUGCUGAGAAGAAGCAAUGUGCCUACCCAGGUGGGGAUGACAAAUACAACGUUGGGAGAAUAGAAGAGAAUUGGCAAUUGAGCCAGUUUUGGUACAGUCAGGAAACUGCUUUGUGCCUUGCUAAGGAAGUGACUACGGCUGCUGGGGAAGGUGGAAGGGUGGCCUGUGUGAGCACCCCUAGUGUUUACCAGAAACUGAGAGAGCUGCACAGAGAAGACUUGGCUGUAUACCUCUUUGAGUAUGACAGAAGAUUCUCCAUUUAUGGAGAGGAGUUUAUCUUCUAUGAUUACAAUAAUCCACUGGACUUCCCUGUAAAUAUUGCCCAUCAUAGUUUUGACAUUGUCAUAGCGGAUCCCCCCUAUCUUUCUGAGGAAUGUCUCAGGAAAACCUCAGAAACCAUCAAGUACCUGACUCAGGGCAAGAUUCUGCUGUGCACAGGUGCUGUCAUGGAGGAAGAGGCAACAAAACUUCUUGGUGUGAAGACGUGCAAAUUUAUUCCAAAGCACACCCGGACCUUGGCAAAUGAGUUUCGCUGUUACGUGAAUUAUGACUCUCAGCUAGACCAUGAUGUGUAAAUGUGGACAGUUUAUAAUGCAGAACAGGACCCUGUGUGACAUUCCCCUCUUUAUUUUCUUAGCAGGUUGUGAAGCUGUGCACUCGGUCAUCACACUUUUGGAUAAUUUAAAGUUGACUUAAAAGAUCACUCAGUAUUGUCCUUGGCUGGCUUUCUUAGUGGUUAGAGUGUUGGCCUGUGGUCUUGGGUUUGGUUUCCAGUCCAGGAUGCGUACCUGGGUUGCAGGUUCGAUUUUUUUCUCUGUCCCCCUCCUCUCUCCCUUCUACUCUCUAAAAGCAAUAUAAAAAAUGUCCUCAGGUAAGGAUUAAAAAAUAAUAAAAGAUAAUCAGUAUUUUUGAGACAUUUAUAUUUUUAUCAUUGUAAUGUAUUUUUAUCAUUAACCUGAGAUGUUAAAUAUUCAGUAAAUGUUCUUUUAAAAAAUAACCCCUACAAUAAUAUUUCCUUAAGGUUGCUAAAAAUUAACUAAGGAGGCAACACAUACUAUAACAAAUCAUGUGUAUAAAUGUAAUGUGUAAUUUAGGAAUGGUGGGCAAGUAGCAGUAUAGAAAUAACAAUUUUAGUUGGUCUAUAAAUCUAGCCUUUAAGAUGAGGGAAACCUUUUCUCCAUGGGGGUAGAGGAAGGAAGAGGCAAAGCUUUACUCAUAUAAAAAUGUAUUUUAAUAAGCAGCCAAUAUGUCUUUUUUGCUUUGGACCCUUUGUGAUUCAAGUUUUGUGUUUUUUAAAAUUGACUUUAUAGACAGAGGGCAAGGGAGAGAGAGAGAGGAAAAAAACACACAUCAAUUUGUUGUUCCAUUUA